Somion occarium is the source of this 1701-nucleotide messenger RNA. NCBI's taxonomy places the organism in Eukaryota, Fungi, Basidiomycota, Agaricomycetes, Polyporales, Cerrenaceae. The record is from the annotation of a GenBank genome assembly.
GAUGGUCACUUGAGUUCUUGCUAUCAUAACGGUCUAGGCGCUGGGGUAGAAACCUAUGGAUUAUUGGGUAUUCCGAAUAUUCAGGUCACGACGGUUUCUCUGUAAGGCAAGCUUGCUUCGUAAGAAUUCGGAAUUCGAAGACACUUUGAAGACCAGGUACGCGUAGAAUAUCCUUAGUGGAUGUGCAGCAUAUGAUAGGACUACAGCGUCACCAAAAUCGAAUUCACAAGGAACCUCAUGACGACGGAGACGCUCAGAAAAGAGACAGCCACAUGGUCGGAUGGAGCCGAGCUGGCAUCAAUCUGAGUCUGAAUCCUGUCGAAGCUAGCAAACUUUAAUUGUGUGUAGUAGAAUCCACAAAAGUGCGCAUCGCACCCGACAACCUCAAGACUAUCAAGACCAUGGCCUCCCGACCCACCGUCAACGUUCGCUCGACCUCAGGGGAGGCUUCGACCUCUUUGCCUCUGCCUGCCGUGUUGACGGCUCCGAUUAGGUUGGAUGUGGUCCAGCAAGUUCACAAGAGCAUCGCGAAGAACAAGCGACAGGCUUACGCCGUCAAUGUCAAGGCCGGCCACCAGACUAGCGCAGAGUCUUGGGGUACCGGUCGUGCCGUUGCUCGUAUCCCCCGUGUCGGUGGUGGAGGAACUCACCGUUCCGGACAGGCUGCUUUCGGUAACAUGUGCCGUGGUGGUCGCAUGUUCGCCCCUACCAAGGUCUGGCGCAAGUGGCAUGUCAAGGUGAACCAGAACCAGCGCCGUUUUGCCGUCGUUUCUGCCCUCGCCGCUUCCGCCCUGCCCUCUCUCGUUCUCGCUCGUGGUCACCGCAUCGAGCAAAUCGAGGAAGUCCCCCUCGUCGUCGGCUCUUCUGUUGAGUCCUUCAAGAAGACCAAGGAGGCCGUCGCCCUUCUCAAGACCCUCAACGCAUACGCUGACGUCGUGAAGGUGUCCAACAGCCGCAAGUUGCGCGCUGGUAAGGGAAAACUGCGCAACCGUCGUCACCGUCAGCGCCGUGGUCCUCUCGUUGUGUACAAUGAGGACAAUGGUAUCGUGAAGGCGUUCAGGAACUUGCCUGGUGUUGAGCUCGUCAACGUCCGAAGACUCAACCUUCUUCAGCUCGCGCCUGGUGGUCACCUUGGCCGUUUCGUCAUCUGGACUGAGGGUGCUUUCGGCUUGCUCGAUGAGGUCUUCGGCACCUUCGACAAGCCUGCUGUCUACAAGAAGAACUACGUUCUUCCUACUGCUAAGAUCAGCAACCCCGACGUCACUCGGCUCAUCAACUCUGAUGAGAUUCAAUCCGUCGUUCGUCCCGCCGGCAGUAAGAUCCAAAAGCGCCCCUGGACGCAACACAAGAAUCCCCUCCGCAACAAGGGCGUUCUCUUCCGCUUGAACCCUUACGCCAAAACCUCCCGCAGGCAGGAACUCCUCAAGCAGGAGCGCAUCAAGGCGAAGAAGGCGACUGCCAAGAAGGCCAAGGAGCACUCCGCUGGCGAUGCCUUCCUGAAGACUCUUUUCGCACCCUAAAGGAGCUAUUUUUUGCGUUGUCGGUGCUUUAGGAAUAGACGUUGAUGCUGAUGAGGUGUGGGGAGGAGAAACGCGGUGCUAUGCAGUGAUCGAUCAUUAUGUUUUCUACGCACUUACAGGUUUAUUCUCGCAUGUCGAUUAUGGCUCUAACCAUGCUGAAAAUCGGUUCCUCUCUCACUGC